Dermacentor albipictus is the source of this 1113-nucleotide messenger RNA. Lineage: Eukaryota; Metazoa; Arthropoda; Arachnida; Ixodida; Ixodidae. The record is from RefSeq and is a predicted model, not a curated record.
AUGACGCUCACCGAAUACGCCGACACUAAAGCCAAGGAGACGAUUUGGCGGCACAUCGCCAGCGAAAUGGGCCUGGAGUGGCCAGCGCACGGGCCAUACGACACCCACGUGGCGGUGCUAAGAGGAAAGUGUUCGGAGUUUUGCCCUGCGUACUUCGAAGGUCUUGUCGGCGCUACGCGGGCACGAUACGAGACGAAGACGAAACUCUGCGACGGCGUGGAGCCUUACACACUGAGAGUCGGCGCGGAUGCGACUGCAGAUGUGGAGCUGCUGCCAGCUACAACGCAGGUGGACAUAAUCAAUUACCUCGUUUUAUCAACCAGCUACGUCACAUUGCAGCAGAUGAAGGUGUAUAAAUCGCUGGAUGCACACAACUACUUCACCAGCGGCUGGGUGCGGAACAUUGCAGCAAUGCGGCUCCAGUCGGAGCGCGUCAUCGUACUCAGCGAGGUCAGCCAUUCCCAGCGGCUUCGGGAGCCAAACCUGAAAGUGUGGUGCUUAGCAAACACAGAUGGCAGCAUUAUAACAGCGCACUGCACCUGCAUGGCAGGUGCAGGGGAAGCAUGCUCGCACAUUGGUGCUGUGCUAUUUGCUGUAGAGACAUCAGUGCGCUUAAGAGAAACGAGAACAUGCACAGGAAGAAAAAAUGCCUGGCUCCCAGCCAAUUGCUCUGGCACACAGCCCAAGCGCCUAAGAGACAUAGAUUUCUCGUCAUCCAAGAUGAGGAAGAGAAAAAUGGACUCGAUUCACCUGCAGCAAGGUGUUGAAAUCACAUCAACGUGCCUCCCACAAGCCCUGCCACUAGCUCCUACUGAAGAGUCAAUACAACUGUUCCAUUCACGUCUUGCUGAUGCUGGAGCUACACCAGCUGUCUUCAUGGUCCACCCAAGGUACAGCGCUAUGUUUGGGAAACCAAGAAUGCUAGAACCACGUGUUCUGCGUGAUCUCUCAUUUGCAGAAGCUCGGUCUGAGGACUUGGAAACACUGAUUAAACGGGGUGAGGACUUCCUUAGUGAGCUUCACAUCAGUCAAGAAAUGGUGGACCACGUCGAAAGUGCCACGAGAGGACAGUCAAGUUGUCCAAAGUGGCAUCUCUCCGACUGCCCAAUGUAA